AUGCCGCGACAACGACUCGGACACCGGUCCGCACUGGUCUGGUCCACACACGAACCCGGAACCGGAGUUGUACUCGGUGGCAUCGGCGCAGACGUCGUCGAAGUGGAACUGCUAUCCACCUCAUCCUCCACCGGGAACACCGGCGCAGAUCCCGGCGGCGGCGCACUACGAGGCAAGGGCGAGUCCCUCGCGAGCGAGUCCCUCACGGGCGAGUCGCUCGCUCGCGAGUCCCCUAAGGACGAUAGCCCCAAGGGCGAGAACGAGGAGGCCCACUCCGAACGGACGGACGGGUUGGAAGGGACGGGCGACUCGGAAGGGACGAGCGACUCGGAAGGGACGGACGAGUCGGAAGGCACGGGUAAGCCCCCGGAGUGUAACUCUGGUUCGGAGCAGGGGAGUGAGGUGCACCAGGCGACGCGGUUUAAGGGCGAGCAAUAG
Gregarina niphandrodes is the source of this 438-nucleotide messenger RNA. RefSeq lists its product as hypothetical. The record is from RefSeq and is a predicted model, not a curated record. Bases 1 to 438 code for a protein of 145 amino acids. Lineage: Eukaryota; Apicomplexa; Conoidasida; Eugregarinorida; Gregarinidae. The transcript has 2 exons.